Molecule: messenger RNA, 1603 nt
Organism: Humulus lupulus (European hop)
Lineage: Eukaryota; Viridiplantae; Streptophyta; Magnoliopsida; Rosales; Cannabaceae
Product: magnesium transporter MRS2-1-like
Exons: 6
Coding region: 199-1530 (443 amino acids)
Biological process (GO): magnesium ion transport; transmembrane transport
Cellular component (GO): membrane
Molecular function (GO): magnesium ion transmembrane transporter activity
Source: RefSeq, a predicted model, not a curated record
AUAAAAUAAUAAAAAAAAGAAAGGGCGAAGUUAACCGCCAGGAGUGAAGACCAGCACCAUUAAAGUUAAGCUUGUACAAUUCUAUUGUAAUGCCCUUUGCUCUCAUUUCUUCUCCGUUUGGCUUUUGAGCCUCGUCAUCCCCAUCGCCAUCGCUUCACGAGGUUUCACUCUCUUCAGCAAUUUACAGCUGAUUCUUUGAUGGCGGACCUCAAAGAGCGGUUGCUUCCGCCGAAGCCUGCAUCUGCAAUAAACCUGAGGGAAUCUUCAUAUCGACCGUCGCCCUUUGGAAGGCAACCUUUUCAAGGAGUGGAUGUUGUGGGACUUAAGAAGCGUGGCCAAGGAAUUAGGUCUUGGAUUCGGGUUGACUCUUCUGGGGAUUCUCAGGUAAUUGAGGUUGACAAAUUUACCAUGAUGCGUCGCUGUGACUUACCUGCUCGUGAUCUGCGCCUGCUUGAUCCUCUCUUUGUUUAUCCUUCAACCAUCCUUGGCAGAGAGAGGGCUAUUGUUGUUAAUUUGGAACAAAUUCGGUGUAUCAUUACAGCAGAUGAGGUUUUAAUUCUGAAUUCCCUGGAUAGCUGUGUAUUGCAAUAUGUAAUGGAACUACAACGGCGAUUGACUCCAUCCGGGGUACCAGAGGUCUGGCAAACAGACAAUGCUGAUUUGAGUCGGAGGAGGGGAAGUAAAAGUUUUGACAAUGUUUUUGGAAAUACAUCUCCUGACUAUUUGCCCUUUGAGUUUAGCGCUUUGGAAGUUGCUUUAGAGGCUGCUUGCACUUUUCUUGAUUCUCAAGCAGCAGAGUUAGAAAUCGAAGCAUACCCGUUGUUGGAUGGAUUAACAUCGAAGAUCAGUACAUUAAACUUGGAACGGGUUCGUCGGUUGAAAAGCAGACUUGUUGCCUUGACUCGGAGAGUGCAGAAGGUUAGGGAUGAGAUAGAGCAACUCAUGGAUGAUGAUGGGGAUAUGGCUGAGAUGUAUCUCACUGAGAAGAAAAGUAGGAUGGAAACGUCAUUUUAUGGUGAUCAGUCUUUAAUGGGAUACAGAUCUAAUGAUUGUGCAUCUAUUUCUGCUCCCGUAUCUCCUGUCUCUUCACCCCCUGAGUCUAGAAGGCUUGAGAAGACCUUGAGCCUUGCAAGGAGUCGACAUGAGAGUAUGAGGAGUUCGGACAGCAAUACAGAAAGAAUAGAAGAGCUUGAGAUGUUGCUGGAAGCGUACUUUGUUGUUAUAGACAGCACUCUUAACAAGCUCACAUCGCUGAAGGAAUACAUUGAUGACACUGAAGAUUUCAUCAAUAUUCAGCUGGAUAAUGUUAGAAACCAGCUUAUUCAAUUUGAGCUACUUCUCACAACUGCAACAUUUGUGGUGGCCAUUUUCGGGGUGGUUGCAGGAAUCUUUGGCAUGAACUUCCCCAUAUCAUUGUUUGACAGUCCUGCGGCUUUUAAAUGGGUCCUCAUAAUUACCGGGAUAACAGGCAUGGCCAUAUUUUGUGUGUUUGUAUUGUUUUUCAAGCAUAGAAGGCUCAUGCCAUUGUAGGUGCUCUAAGACCCUUAAUUAAAAUGAUUUAAUUGAAAAUAAACAAAAUAUAAAAGAGGAAGAAUUUUGUUUC